AUGUUGACCAACACACUGCUUGCACCUAUUGGUAUAAGUCUUGUCUUUACAUCUGUCACCCUUCUAAACGGCCAAUCUCUUCGUGAAGCAAGAACAAAAAUCAAAACUGACAUGCCGAAAACCUUUCUAGCUGGUACAUGCUACUGGCCAUUUGUCUCAUUUAUUAACUUCCGGUUUAUACCAUUGAAUUAUCGACCAUUUGUUGGAAGCUUGGCUGGAGCUAUAUGGAAUGUUUAUAUUUCGUCAGUUGCUAACAAGACGGUUGAAAGUUUAAAUGACACUCCAACACAAUUGAUAAGAACUACGACAACUGUCAUAGCUGAAACAGGUGGAAAGGCAACACCAGCACGACGAGAGGCAUGA
Rotaria sp. Silwood2 is the source of this 363-nucleotide messenger RNA. Lineage: Eukaryota; Metazoa; Rotifera; Eurotatoria; Philodinida; Philodinidae. The record is from the annotation of a GenBank genome assembly.